AUGCGCACUGCUAGGGACAUCCAAACCUUCAAUUGGAUGUCAUUCUCUUCUUCCAAGAUACAGGCGAACGUCGAACCGUUUAUCGAGUCGUCAACGUCUAUCUCGGACCAAGGUGCUCACUUUCGCCUCAAGCGUCGCCGUGUGGACUGGAUGAGCAUCUCUCAGGAGAAUCAAACCAAGUCACGGUACACAGAGCUUUUGCCAAAAUGCAAUCGACUUCUACCCAACAUGCGGAACCCAGCUACCCGAAUUCAAGAGAUAUGGACUUUUCUCAGCUCACUGAUCACGAAUGAGCGGGUGGCAGUGAAACGGGGCGUCUCCAACUUGAAUGGAAUUUUGCUCAUUCGUUCUCUUCCAACUCAGAACCAACCCUCUCUGAAGACACUAUAUCAAUCGCGUAGACCACCUACGAUCAAUAUCGUACGGCUGUACGAUGCUAGGUCGCAUCUCCAAUUGAUACUCGAUAACGCCAGAGCAGCAGGCGUCAGCGCGAGUUUCUUCUUCGACCUCAAAAGCAGAACUCGCAAAGACGAAUUCGCUCGGACCAAAGCUGCAGGGGGUAGUAGAUACGCGGUGAGAGGGAUCAAAAGACCAGGCGUCCAGAAUCGCGCUGCACGCGACAUACAACUGGAAGAAGUCAGUAAGAAAUUGUGGAAGGGGAAAUCUGGCAGUCUUACUGAGAAGCGGUAUCUAUGCUACUUGCCAGAGUCAAGGUCCGUCGAUCAUUUCCAGUCGGACAGCCUGAGUGAUGAUGUGGAUGAAUUGUUGGCGGUUCUGAAACAGCCCCAAGACGAUGUGGGUACUCGCGAUGGGUCUUCUGGGAUGCUACUGAUAGAAUUUGAGCUCGCUGUGGGCAACAGCGAACACGAAGGUGUUAGGCAACUGUGCGGAGUGUGGCCCGCGCGGCCCCAGAGUAACCAUAUCCAGGAGACAGAAGAUUGA
Suillus paluster is the source of this 942-nucleotide messenger RNA. RefSeq lists its product as uncharacterized. NCBI's taxonomy places the organism in Eukaryota, Fungi, Basidiomycota, Agaricomycetes, Boletales, Suillaceae. The transcript is spliced from 9 exons. The record is from RefSeq and is a predicted model, not a curated record. Bases 1 to 942 code for a protein of 313 amino acids.